Molecule: messenger RNA, 2161 nt
Organism: Teleopsis dalmanni
Lineage: Eukaryota; Metazoa; Arthropoda; Insecta; Diptera; Diopsidae
Product: adenosine deaminase 2-like
Exons: 3
Coding region: 201-1844 (547 amino acids)
Biological process (GO): adenosine catabolic process; inosine biosynthetic process
Molecular function (GO): adenosine deaminase activity
Source: RefSeq, a predicted model, not a curated record
UAACUUCAAGUGCGGAUUGAUACUUAUUAUCAUAUUUAAAGAGAACUGAACAAUUAAUAUUCAGAAAAUUUCUACCGAAAUUAUAAAUUGCUAACAAGGGAAUUAGUAGUUACGAUUUGGAGUGCGACCAAAGUGGUACUUAUUUUAAACAAAACAACAUAGUUUUCAUUAUAUAUAUGUAAUAUUGUAUAAACGCAAUUAUGCGACGUAUUAGUCCUCUAACACUGCUGGUGUUCGCAGUUUGUGUGAUGAUUGCAGCCAGUCGAACACAUCAACGCAAAAGUGUUCCUGCAAGUUAUUUAUUGAAUUACGAGCACACAUCCAAAAUUGAACCAGAAUUAAGACGUCCCUCAACGGAAGUAUAUAACUCCAUACGAAAUCAGUUCUUUCGUUUCGAAGAUUCGAAAUCACUUGGUGCCAAUGUUGAGCUCACUGAGCUUGAGCUGGAAGCAAAUCAAAUUAUAAUGGCAGCCAAAAUCAAAGAGUUCGAGGAUGGCUUAAUUACACCACAUAUCUUUAAUCCUUCUCAGCACUUUUUCAGUGUUUUGGAACAAAUUAAAGCAUCGCCUUUGUUUGAGUACAUAUCGUUGAUGCCGAAAGGUGCAGUGUUGCAUGCACACGAUACAGCAUUGUGCAGCACAGAUUUUCUAAUUACAUUGACAUAUCGUGCCAAUUUGUGGAUUUGUAUGGAAAGUGAUGGAAUCGAAGCGGUAGCAUUCAAAUUUGCUAAACAACGGCCUACAGAUAAAAUGGAAAUAGAUUGCACCUGGGACUUGACGUCAGAUGUGCGCAAACGGCGUGGUGCAGAUGUGAUGGAUGCAUAUCUGAGCGACCGUUUCACAUUAUAUCCAACUGAAAAGUUUUUGGACAACAACGUUGCUUGGCAAGAAUUUAUGAAAAUUUUCGGUUUAUUGGAUGGUUUGUUAUUGUACGCACCCGUUUGGGGAGAUUAUUACUAUAAUGCAUUAGAAGAGUUCAAUGCUGAUGGUGUGCAGUAUUUGGAAUUUAGAACCACAUUGCCAGUACUUUACGAUAUGGAGGGAAAAGAAUACACUCAAUUGGAUACUGUACGAAUAUACAAGGAAACUUUAGAUAAAUUCAUGACUGCUAAUGCUGAUUUUAUUGGCUCGAAAUUAAUUUAUGCUCCAAUACGUAAUGCAAAUUCAUCCACCUUGGACGAAUAUAUACGCAUCUGCAUUGACAUUAAGGAACGAUAUCCAAAUUUUGUCGCUGGCUUCGAUUUAGUGGGACAAGAAGAACUUGGACGUCCGUUGAAAGAUUUCAUACCACAAUUAUUAAGCAUGCCAAGCAAUAUUGAUUUCUAUUUCCAUGCCGGUGAAACCAACUGGUUUGGCUCAUCCGUUGAUGAAAAUCUUGUAGAUGCUGUGCUAUUGGGUACAAAACGUAUAGGACAUGGUUUUGCUUUAAUCAAACAUCCAUUAGUUCUACAAAUGUUAAAAGAAAAAAAUAUUGCCAUAGAAGUAAAUCCAAUAUCAAAUCAAGUAUUACAACUAGUAACCGAUUAUCGUAAUCAUCCGUGUGCGCAUUUCUUUGCUGACAACUAUCCAGUUGUUAUAUCUUCUGAUGAUCCAUCAUUUUGGAAAGCAAAUCCACUUUCACAUGAUUUCUAUAUGGCAUUUUUGGGUAUUGCAUCUGCUCACUCCGAUAUACGUCUACUUAAAAAACUUGCAAUGAACUCAUUGCAGUACAGUUCUAUGAGUGUUGAGCAACGGAAUUUAGCCAUGUCAAAAUGGCAAAAGCAGUGGGACGCUUUUAUUGACCGUGUAAUAAAUGGAGAAAGUGAUAGUGCAAGAAGACGUCUUCUAACAAAUCGCCUCGAUUGACUAGUGCGGGUGGUAGCAGCAUUAAUGGUUUUGUACUAUAUACGUCUAUUUAAAAGAUUUUAAAAGGUUGUAUGUAAUUUACAACCGCAGGCGUUGUUCAAACAAAUACUAUUAACGCUAGCUGGUUUUCUUCAAUUUGAGUCCAGUUCAUACUGUCAAACUGAAUAAUAUAUAUAAUCAUAAAACUCAUAUAUAUGAUUAGUACAUAUUUAUACACAUCUUACAUUUUUUUUCAAUUUAAAAAUGAAUCCAAUACAUAUUAUUGAAUCUUUUAAUACAAUUGUUAUAAGUUUCUUAAUAUAACCAUUUAUGGUAUA